Bactrocera latifrons is the source of this 3195-nucleotide messenger RNA. It is a transcript of the gene Oamb, whose product is annotated as octopamine receptor Oamb. Gene Ontology annotation, molecular function: G protein-coupled amine receptor activity. Bases 969 to 2807 code for a protein of 612 amino acids. Gene Ontology annotation, biological process: adenylate cyclase-activating adrenergic receptor signaling pathway. NCBI's taxonomy places the organism in Eukaryota, Metazoa, Arthropoda, Insecta, Diptera, Tephritidae. The record is from RefSeq and is a predicted model, not a curated record. The transcript is spliced from 5 exons. Gene Ontology annotation, cellular component: membrane.
UUAGUAUGAGCAUAUUUUUCUAUGAAUCGGUUGCCGGUAGCUGGUGGUGAUUAUAAAGCCGAAAACGAUAACUGAAAGUAAGGUCACAUAUGAUGUGAUUUAUAAAUACUUUACUACCACCCAAUUGCAGUAAUGGUGCGCAUGGCCGUCUAAUGUUUGUGGAAAUUACUGUGUAGAAAAGAUAUAUUUCGCGUUGUGGCAAGUAACAAUUCAAUAUUCGCGAUGUCUCUGUUUUAUUUUUCCCUAACUACAGGAUUUCACUUGUUUAGCGGUACACCCUGUUACUCAAAUAUAAAGAUGCAAUUGAAUCAAUGAAAGAGCUCAGUGAAUAAAAGUGGUUACAAAAGGUUUAAGUUAUUAAAUAUUUCCCAGUUCAAAGUCAAGGUCGGCUUAAAGUGUGCCCCGGUAUAAGAAAAUGAUUUUAAAAGACACGACUGUAUUUGUAUUCAUCACAUUCCGAAAUUGCCUGCAUUGAAAUACUUCGGGGUUGUGAUUAAGUUUUGCAAUAAAAUAUAUAAAAAUUCGUAUAUAUGUAUGCACGUACGUACAUACAUUCAUAUUUAUACGACAACCUCUCAUAAUAUCAACCGAUGGUUGCAACCAUGCGCAUGGCUGCCCGAUAAUAGCAGAAAUGUCAGUGCUGAAAGGAUAAUACUAAUUCUACGACUAUUUUCUUUUUCGCUGAGUAAAAAAUUCGUUUGCUUUGGACACUUCCUCACUUAACCCAUGCUAUUAAGAUUAAACUUAAUCAGUGAAAAAAUCCAGUGAAAUUCUGAAAAAGAAGUCAGUGAAUGUUUUCAAAUUCAUAGUCAAAGUCAUUUCAAGAGAAAAUGAUUUUUGAAAACUCUACCUUGUGGAUUACAUAUGCCAAAUAUGAGUGUAGUAAAAACCUUCAAAAGUGGGCGAGGGCAUCAAUUUGAAUUUAGCUAUUGUGCGUAAAUUCAACAACAAAAAUAUAAUUUACCACAAUGAAUGGGACAGAGUGUGAAAAUAUGGCAGCAUCACUGAGAUGGUCAGAUCCAGCGAAUAUAAUAUCGUUAGCUAUACUUCUAUUUAUCAUACUCUUAGUAAUUUCCGGAAAUUCUUUGGUUAUAGCAGCAGUAUUCUGUUCAAACAAAUUACGUAGCGUUACGAAUUACUUAAUAGUUAAUUUAGCCGUUGCAGACUUGUUGGUAGGUUUAACUGUUCUUCCGUUCUCGGCAAUAUGGGAAGUUUUUAAGAUAUGGAUAUUCGGUGAUGUCUGGUGUCGUAUGUGGCUUGCUGUAGAUGUAUGGAUGUGCACAGCAUCCAUAUUGAACUUAUGUGCAAUAUCUUUAGAUAGAUAUGUAGCCGUUACCCGUCCAGUUGCCUACCCGAGUAUAAUGUCAACAAAACGGGCAAAAUCAUUGAUUGCUGGAGUUUGGGUGCUGUCAUUUGUUAUAUGCUUUCCCCCACUUGUUGGCUGGAAGGAUCAAAAGUCGAUAAUACAGUCAGUGUACACACGAGAAAAUUACACCCGUUUCUAUACUACAACUAUUGUAUCUGUUCAGCGUAGUGUGCAAUUAAAGCAAAUGCAGCAGUUAGGAUUCCCAUACAAUCGGACGCACAUGUCAUUAGAUGCAACACCUGACAUAUUAAUGUCCGAGGGGUUUAAUUACCAAGAUCCAGCGCAACAAUCUUUAGAGAGUGGAGAAUAUAUUGAAAGUUCAAAAUUCAUCUAUGAAAAGUCAUUUUGUUCCUCAAAGUGUGAACUGACAAAUGAUCGUGGUUAUGUAUUAUACUCGGCAUUUGGAUCAUUCUACAUCCCGAUGUUUGUGAUGCUCUUUUUUUAUUGGCGCAUAUACAAAGCAGCAGUGAGAACUACGCGAGCAAUAAAACAGGGCUUCAAGACCACAAAGGGAUCGAAAAGUAUUGGUUCACGUUUCGAAGAAAAACGCUUAACAUUACGAAUUCAUCGUGGACGCGGUACAAAUCAGCACGACUCAACCUAUAGUAGUGGCAGCACCCAAAGCACCACCACUACUUUGGGCACUCCAUCCCCAGAGCGCCUUUCAAAAUAUACCACCCGACGGUCUCAUAACUCCGACAAAAUUAAGAUAUCCGUUUCAUAUGCUUCCACUGAAAGUAUUAAUGAAUUUCGCGGUGGUGAGUCGACUGGCUCUGGUGAACACCGUCCUUUCAACAGUGGCAGCACCCUUUAUGCAGUGCAUUACAAUUCAGUAAGCGGUAGCGAGACGAUCGAGUCGGAACUCUUUCCUCAGCAAAGCAAAAUUUGUUAUUUACAAGUAGACAAUGAGCGCCGCCAAUCAAAUACCAGCGAUAUAACCCACCAACAUGCAAUGUCAUUUAUGCAGCAACAUCAACCAUAUCGAAGCAAAAAAAUUGGACGAAGAAAUUUCAAAACACAAGUUAAACGUUUUCGAACGGAAACUAAAGCCACAAAAACUCUUGCCAUCAUUGUUGGUCUCUUCAUUUUCUGCUGGCUCCCAUUUUUUACAAUAUAUAUUAUCCGAGCCUUUUGUCAAGAUUGCAUAGAUCCUAUACUCUUCUCAAUACUUUUUUGGCUUGGUUACUGUAACUCUGCGAUCAACCCAAUGAUAUAUGCACUUUUUUCUAAAGAUUUUCGUUCUGCUUUUAAGGUUAUUAUUUGCCAUUGUUCUCUUUCUCAAGAAAGUAUUUCAUUAAAAAGUUCUCGCAGAGGCAGUGAUAUUUCGUCUGGACGUUUUCGUGACCGGACACCCAGCAGAUCUCAGAGUGCACUACAAUUCCAUUCACUGGGUGGAGAAAGUGAAAUGCAUUGUUCAGAACUAAGCAGCGUCCAUAGGUGACAAUCUGAUCGGUCCAACUCCUAAUUUUCAGACCCAUAUUCAGGUUUUGUUCAGGUUCACUAAAGCAGAUUGUCUGUUUCUCAGAAUUAGGUUUGUAUGCGGGAUUAAAUUUAUAUUACAUCUAUUUUUAUCUGGAUAAGCAUGAGAAUGUUCUCAAACUUUCAGAUGGUGGUUAUUCGGAACCCAAAAGACAAAUCGUACGAUUUUGUUAUAGAUGUUAUAUAAUUCGAUUAAUUCUAUUUAUUUGCGAAUAUAUAUAAUAUAUAUGUAAUAUAUGUAUAUGUAUGAAGUCAUAUAUGAAGAUGCUAAUGCACAGAAAUGUAAUACUUUCUACAAUUUCUGCGUACUAAAAAAUAUAUUCGAUGGCAAAUUCAAAUGACAAUGAUGC